This is a messenger RNA of Caretta caretta (loggerhead turtle), 5352 nucleotides long. It is a transcript of the gene DGKB, whose product is annotated as diacylglycerol kinase beta. Gene Ontology annotation, cellular component: plasma membrane. Gene Ontology annotation, biological process: phospholipase C-activating G protein-coupled receptor signaling pathway. Gene Ontology annotation, molecular function: ATP-dependent diacylglycerol kinase activity; calcium ion binding. The record is from RefSeq and is a predicted model, not a curated record. Lineage: Eukaryota; Metazoa; Chordata; Testudines; Cheloniidae.
ACAAUGCACGGCAGGGCUUGGGGUUGCCUGUUCCCGGGACAAGAGCAGCGCAGUGAAGGUGCGCGGUUAACUGGAGAGGUGGGUUCAUCUUCUGCCGGGGCUGGGAGAGAAGCUGCGGUUAGCAGUUGUUCCGGAGGCCGGUGUUGUGCUGUUCAGUGGGGAGCAAGGUUAGGGGCUCUGCUGCCGCAGCCUGCGAGAGAGGUGGCGGUGGCAGAGACUGUGUAUUUGCAAUGAUCCGGAUAGACGAUCAGCUGCUGCUGCUCUCUGGUGUGCUGAUCCCUCUCUCUCUCCAGAGGUGCACCUUUGCCCGUUCUGCAUCGCACUGCAGCAGUCUUUGAGUUCCUCUGGUAAUAAUUCUCAUGGAGACUGUUUUAUAGAGGAAAACCAAUGACCUUUUGCAGUAUUGGAAGAAAGGAGACGUUUUAGUCAUCUUUAACAAACAAUUUUAACAGUGCUGUAAUUCGUCAUUGAAGCCACAUAUUCAAAACAGUUUAUACCAUCAAACAUUGUAUAUAGACUGAUUCUAUGUCUCAUAAACUCUCUAAGCACUGUGAAUUGAAACUACCAAACUACGUGGAAUUUGCAAGCGACUAACACCUGGGUCAAAUGGCACAUUUUUCUGAUAUUUAAUAAGGAGCCUUAUCGCCAAUAUGAUGAACCGAGAGAAGUGGGUUAACCUCAGUCCUUCAGAAUUUUCUCAGCUUCAGAAGUAUGCAGAAUACUCCACCAAGAAGAUUAAGGAUGUUCUGGAAGAAUUCCAUGGUAACGGUGUGCUAGCAAAAUAUAAUCCUGAAGGGAAACAAGACAUUCUUAAUCAAACAAUUGAUUUAGAAGGUUUCAGGCUGUUCAUGAAGACCUUUCUGGAAGCUGAGCUGCCCGACGAUUUCAGUGAACAUCUCUUUACAUCAUUCAGCAACAAAAUCUCCCAUUGUAGUCCCUUAGUAAAAAACAAGCCCCAACUCCUAUCAGGAGGUUUGAGAAUUAAUAAAGGUACCACUACAUCACGAACUGCUGCUCCUGCCAAUUUACAUGUACCAGAUGUAAUCCAGUUGAAAGACAUUGUUUGCUAUUUGUCUCUGCUUGAAAGAGGAAGACCUGAAGACAAACUAGAAUUUAUGUUUCGCUUGUAUGACACAGAUGGAAAUGGGUACUUGGACAGUUCGGAGCUAGAAAAUAUCAUCACUCAAAUGAUGCAUGUUGCAGAAUAUCUUGAAUGGGAUGUCACUGAACUCAGUCCAAUCCUUCAUGAAAUGAUGGAAGAAAUUGAUUAUGACCAUGAUGGCACAGUAUCUCUGGAGGAAUGGAUCCAGGGCGGAAUGACGACAAUCCCACUCCUGGUGCUCCUUGGAUUAGAGAAUAAUGUGAAGGAUGAUGGGCAGCAUGUAUGGAGACUGAAACACUUUAACAAGCCUGCCUACUGUAAUCUUUGCUUGAACAUGUUAAUAGGAGUAGGCAAGCAGGGUCUCUGCUGUUCCUUUUGCAAGUACACAGUCCAUGAACGCUGCGUUUCAAGAGCCCCUGCCUCUUGUAUCAAAACAUAUGUGAAAUCCAAAAAGAACACUGAUGUAAUGCACCACUACUGGGUAGAAGGAAACUGUCCGACAAAAUGUGAUAAGUGUCACAAAAAUAUAAAAUGUUACCAAGGCCUGACUGGACUUCAUUGUGUUUGGUGUCAGAUCACACUCCAUAAUAAAUGUGCUUCACAUCUAAAGCCUGAAUGUGACUGUGGCCCUUUGAAGGACCAUAUUUUACCACCCACAGCAAUCUGCCCAGUAGUAUUGGAAAGACAGGCAACUGUGAAAAAGGAAAAGAGCUGUCCCCAGCAAAUGAACAAAUUGGGAGAACGGACUAAGAUGCAAAGAGCAAAUUCUGUCACUGUAGAUGGACAAGGACUUCAGAUCACUCCAGUUCCAGGAACUCAUCCACUUUUAGUUUUUGUCAACCCUAAAAGUGGGGGGAAACAAGGAGAAAGAAUUUACAGAAAAUUUCAGUACCUUUUAAAUCCUCGUCAAGUUUACAGUCUUGCUGGAAAUGGACCAAUGCCAGGGUUAAAUUUUUUCCGAGAUGUUCCUGACUUCCAGGUACUGGCAUGUGGUGGAGAUGGAACAGUGGGUUGGAUUUUGGAUUGCAUAGAGAAGGCAAAUUUGCUUAAACAUCCUCCAGUUGCUAUUUUGCCUCUUGGGACUGGCAAUGAUUUAGCAAGAUGUCUGAGAUGGGGAGGAGGAUAUGAAGGUGAGAAUCUGAUGAAGAUCUUGAAAGACAUUGAGAACAGCACAGAGAUCUUGCUGGACAGAUGGAAAUUUGAAGUCAUACCCAAUGAUAAAGAUGAGAAAGGCGACCCAGUGCCUUACAGCAUCAUCAAUAAUUACUUUUCUAUUGGCGUGGAUGCUUCAAUUGCCCACAGAUUCCACAUCAUGCGAGAAAAACAUCCAGAGAAGUUCAACAGUAGAAUGAAGAACAAAUUUUGGUAUUUUGAAUUUGGCACUUCAGAAACUUUCUCGGCCACCUGCAAGAAGCUGCACGAAUCUGUAGAAAUAGAAUGUGAUGGAAUUCAGCUAGACUUAAUCAAUAUUUCUCUGGAAGGAAUUGCCAUUCUGAACAUUCCAAGCAUGCACGGUGGAUCAAAUCUUUGGGGAGAGACGAAGAAAAGACGUAGCCAUCGUCGAACUGAAAAGAAGAGGUUGGAUAAAAGAACCACUGUCACAGAUGCUAAGGAAUUGAAGGUUGCAUGUCAAGAUCUGAGUGAUCAGCUGAUGGAAGUGGUUGGUCUGGAGGGAGCCAUGGAGAUGGGUCAGAUAUACACAGGAUUGAAAAGUGCUGGCAGGCGGCUUGCACAGUGCUCAUCUGUUGUCAUCAGAACCAGCAAGUCGCUGCCCAUGCAGAUUGAUGGAGAACCAUGGAUGCAGACUCCUUGUACAAUAAAAAUUACCCACAAGAAUCAAGCCCCAAUAUUGGUGGGACCUCCUCCAAAAACCGGUCUAUUCUCCUCCAUUAUCAGAAGAACAAGGAACCACAGCAAGGAAUAAGCCUCUGUAGUUUAGUUCUGAGAAAACAAAUUAGCAGCACUGGGCUUUGGAAUAUUUAUGCCAGAAAUCUUUCAAAAGUUUUAGAAUAUCCUCGACUCACAAAAUUCUGGAAUUUGGCAUAACAGUUUCUGUGACUGAGCAAAUGUAAAAUUAUGCUAUUAGAAAAAUUUAUUGUCACUUUUUAAGGCAAUUUUGCAUGAGGAAAGCAGAUGUUUAUAUACAGUGAUAUGGCAUAUUUUUGUUGCAUGCAUUACCAUUUACUAAUUUAUGGUAUAAUUCUGCCAUGGAACAUGAGGAGGGAAUGCUCUUGGUAAUUUGAUUUAUUUCGUAAGAUUUUAUUUGUAGUUAAUUCUAAUGCAGUGAUCAUAAUCCAGAGAUUCUGUAGUUGCCCCUGGAACCCAAGCAUCUUCAGAUCAGCAAUUGAUUUGACCUGUAUCACAUAAGAGCUUGGAAGUUCACAGGUCCCAUUAACUUGGCCUUUUACAUUUAACAUUUCUUUCCACUCUUGUGAAUAUUUUUCUUCAGCAAUUUAACCCCACUGGGGAGUAUUAAAAUACUUUUUCUUUGCUAAAAUACCUUUCAUCUUUCAAACACUGAGGCAUGACACAAAAAGUCCCACUGGAUCACUGGUACUACUCACAUGUAGAUAACUUCUCACAUGUGUAAGUUUUUGCAAGAUGGGAAGUCAAUGCAGGAUUGCCUGAGUGAGGACUACAGGGCUAAAGGUUAAAGGACAGUGAAUAAAGGUAAUGGUACUUGCAAAACUAGUCAGCAGUGUUGUUUGUUGAAACAUUAAAACAUUUUACUCAACGGUAAAUCUUUGUAAUAUACCAAACUUUAAAUCAUCUUGCAUAUUGGCCAAGAGUGCAGUAUGUAUGCACACAAAUAACCAAACCACAUGUCUUAUAAACUGCAUUUCCCACCAAAGAUCUAGUGAAGGACGCUUCAGAGAAAUGGUUUAAUGCAUAAUUAAUCAUGAAGACUGUAGCAGACUUAUUUCUGAAAAUUUACGGUUCUUUGAUUACCUUGGCAAUGUCCAAACUAAUGCUGGAAUAGGAAAAACAAUCUAUUAAUUACAGUUUUCAUGCUCACCUUUCAUUUGUUUCAUACGUUAAUAGACUGACACACAAACUUGUUGCUUCACAAUUAAAACCAUUUCUAAUUUUGUUGUUGUUUAUAAAUUUGCAACAUCCCUCAUUUUCUCAUGCUUUAAAUUAGUCUCCUUCAGGAAAGGACAUGCUCUUAUCAGUUCCCUUUCUAUUCAUUGUUACCUGAAAUCAAAACAAUUCCUAUUAUAAUAAUUUGGGAGGCAAUUUUUUAGGUCUUCAUUUUCUCAGUCCUCUGAGAGACUUCUUAACGGCUUGGAAAUCACAGCACAGGUUUUAUUGUCUACGGCUCGCAUGGUACUGUCAGACUGUCUAAUGGUUAGGUCCAAGAAUGGCAACCUUUUUCAGUGUUGCAAUAAAUUUACAAUAUGGGUCUACAGUAAAAUGCUUUUUUAUGCAGUCUUGACAUUGUUCAUUGUACAAAAUAAUCUGCACCUCUUCGCUGCAUGUUUUAUGUUCUCAAACAUUCCAUCGGGGGGGGGGAACUGCUUGAAAUGCAUGAUUUAUUAGUUUCCUCCCACCUUUAUCGAUACAUUAAAGUGCCAAUGAGUUAUCCAAUCUAUUUUUUAAUUGAUUCAUUCAUCUUUAAAAAGUAAAUAGCAUUUAAUCAUUCUGUUGUGCACGGUACUGUGCAUGGAUUUAAGUAAAGCUGCUACCGUUCUGUUCCUUAGUAUGAGUAUUCAGCAUCUCUUUUGUAUAUAAUAGAUCCUGAACAAAAAGGCAGCAUAGUGCUGGUGAGGAUUAUGUAUAUGAAAUAUGCUCUCAAUGUUCUAGGCAAAGACCAACAUUAAGUUCAGCAUCAGGUAGAAAAAUGAGAUGACAAUUAUUCCUUAAAAUUAAGACAUAAUUCACCAUUGCUGGGUCCAACGAUAUUAACAGUUACAGCAGGAUUUGAAUGUCCCUUGUUCUUGUAUAUUACAUGCACUUUCUCACGCACACAAAAAAUUCUGAUGCAUUAGUGACUGCAGAUUUCCGUAAUUACAAGGUAAGAAGUAUUUGCAUAAAGAAAGACCUUGCUGGCAUAAUGCGCACACUGGCUUUCUGAAAUUAUGGUUACAGGUAAUAAAUAUUUGCUCAUGACUUGACAUAGAAUUUUCUACUGUUGCUAUUCAACCUUUUACGUCAAAACAUGUUGAAUGAUACCAUUAUAUAAUGUGCCCCCGAUGAUUAUCUCUUGAACACUGUCUCUCUGAAAAACAAAUAAAAUGGUGCAUAGGCUA